Ctenopharyngodon idella (grass carp) is the source of this 2606-nucleotide messenger RNA. Its product is annotated as neurogenic differentiation factor 6-B. The transcript is spliced from 2 exons. The record is from RefSeq and is a predicted model, not a curated record. The coding region runs from base 1075 to 2034 and encodes 319 amino acids. Gene Ontology annotation, molecular function: protein dimerization activity. Lineage: Eukaryota; Metazoa; Chordata; Actinopteri; Cypriniformes; Xenocyprididae.
AAUAGCAAGAAUAGCCAAAGGUAAUAUUUUAAAAAAUGUGCAUAAAAAAAUAAAUAAAACAAAACAAAAUAAAAAACAUACUGUAUGAAACCAUCAUAUUUGGCCAAUGACAUUCAAAACACAUAUGACAACUUGUCCCAAUGUGACAAUGAUAAAAAAAAAAAUGAAGACUUCUUUUGAGAACAAAGUUUGUUCAGCAUUUCAGUUCAAAUCUGUCUUCAUUAUAUGAUUCUUGUCUCUCAGUGUGGUUUUAUAGUGUUCACAUGUUUACCUAAAUCCUGCACAAAUAUGAUUUCUUGAGAGAGCCAUUGUGACAACUUGCCCUUAUAGGGUGAAUUCAGUUUGAUUGGGACACUUUUUGCCAUUGAGAUGACUGGGAAAAAGUGUCCCAAUCAACCAGAAUUCACCCCUAAUUAUCUAAAUAUCACAGUUGAUACCAAAGCAAGGGUUUGAUAUAUUGCACAGUACAUCAUGACAGCACAAUGAAUUAAUUCUUUGCUCUGUUUACCAACGGAAUGCUUCUUAACAUUUCUAUGCACACAGGCUGUUAUUCAUAUGUAGGUGCAGAGAUUUGAUGUAAUAUCUGAGCAUUUAUUAUCCACCAGACGACUCUAACAUGCAUAUGUGAAGACAUCUCAACUGAUUUGCUCUUGCCUGCAGCAUCCGUCGCCCUAUAAUCAAAUACACGCUUCACUUUAAAGUCUAAAUCAUUUAGUCGUUUCUACACUAGUAUUGCCGCAGCAGUACUGGCAUUAAUCUCUUUUUUUUUUUACCCGGAGUUUUUUGACGGUAAAUGAGAGCCUCCCGGUGCCCAUUACCGUGCGCACCAGAUGAUGAGAGCGGAAUGAAGGUCCCUAGAGACUGCAUCAUGUGACCAACAAAACGUCAGUGGCAGAUGGCAUGGGUACCAGCGCUGGUGCCUGGCAUGGGUGUCAUUUCUCUGUGAAAGAGAGAGAGAGAGGGAGAGGGAGAUUAAAGGAAUUCUUACAGCUCCACAUCAAGCACAUGGGAGGCAGCUCUGAACGUCGCAAGGAAUUUGAACAUGCAAGCUGAACACUGAACGAAACAGGGACGAUGCUAACCGUACCAUUUGAAGACCCAGACAUGAUGCGCGAGUCUCAGUUUGGUGCGACAUUCACGCGUCAAGAAGACGCCCGGACACUCAGUAGCGCCGAGCUCAAGGAGGCAGAGGACGACAACACGGACAGGGAAGAGGAGGAGAGAGAGGACGACGACGAGAACGGUCUCCCGAAGAAGAAAGGCGCGCGUAAAAAGAAAUUCUCUGAGGGACGCGGCGAACGAGUUAAAAUGCGCCGCCAAGAAGCGAACGCGCGCGAGCGCAGCCGCAUGCACGGCCUCAAUGACGCGCUCGAGAGCCUGCGCAAAGUCGUGCCGUGCUACUCCAAAACGCAAAAACUCUCCAAAAUCGAGACUUUGAGGCUGGCUAAGAAUUACAUAUGGGCUCUGUCUGAGACUCUGAGCGCGGGAAAGAGGCCCGACCUGCUCGCGUUCGUGCAGACCUUGUGCAAGGGCUUGUCGCAGCCCACCACCAACUUGGUUGCGGGUUGCUUGCAGCUGAACGCCAGAAAUUUCCUCACAGAUCACAACGGGGACGUGUCGUUCUCGAGCAGGCCUCAUCAGUAUGAUUCUCUGUAUCCGUAUCCGAACGCUGAGAUGGCCACGCCCACCGGCCUCAGCUCUGGGACCCGGGACAGCGUCAAGCCGUUCCGACCGUACAACUAUUACGCGUCCUAUGAGUCCUACUACGACAGCGCCUCUCCAGAGAGUAGCAGCCCUCGUUUUGACGGCCAAAUGAGUCCCCCGAAUAAUUACAACGGGAUUUUCUCACUUAAAAAACACGAGGACCAAGUCGAGUACAGUAAGAACUGCCAUUAUGGGAUGAGAUACUGUAACGUUCCCGGUCGGGGCUCCAUGUACCGCGUUUCCCCAGACAGCCAUUUUCCUUAUGACUUACAUCCCCGCGGCCAAUCGUUCCAGAGCCAGGACGAAUUAAAUACGGGUUUCCAUAAUUAAAAGCGAACAUAGGGGUUGGACGCCAGAUACACUAAUCUGUUAAUUAAUUAGUGCUUGUUGCUGAUUGUUUUGCUUUGUUUUUGGCACGUUUGAUUUCAUCAUACGAUGUUUGAAAAAUACUGUAAAAUCAAUUCUAUUUAUUUCAGACUGCAUAGUUUGCUCAUGCAUUGACGCAGGCUGUGGUAGGCCUAUUACAAUCAAUUAAUAAAAAUAAAACAAUUCUCGUCUCGUAUACUGUGGAAAUGGAUUUAUUUGCGUGUUACAUGAAACACAAAAUCAUGAUAGCAAUAAUGGAACUAUGCAACACAGUAUAUGACAUAUUAUCGUGCAGACAUGUAAAUAACCUUAUUGUGUGAAUUUUAUUAUUUAUAGACAUCUGUGUCUUUGAACUAUACUCACUCUUUUGACUGAUUCCGCUUAAUGUCAACAAAAAAACUAUUGUGAUUUUGCAAUGUGGAAAUGUUUUUCCUAUUUAUUUUGUUUAUUCACAGAGGAACAUCGGGUCUUGUGAAUGAUGUGAAGUUGAGGGGCUCAUUUCGAUCGGCUUGUCGAAAAAUAAAUCUUGAAUGUGA